This is a messenger RNA of Mollisia scopiformis, 1901 nucleotides long. RefSeq lists its product as uncharacterized. The record is from RefSeq and is a predicted model, not a curated record. NCBI's taxonomy places the organism in Eukaryota, Fungi, Ascomycota, Leotiomycetes, Helotiales, Mollisiaceae. The transcript has 6 exons. Bases 157 to 1776 code for a protein of 539 amino acids. Gene Ontology annotation, biological process: regulation of DNA-templated transcription. Gene Ontology annotation, molecular function: zinc ion binding; DNA-binding transcription factor activity, RNA polymerase II-specific.
AAACAUUCCAGUAGCACAGCAAGAGUCAAGAACAUGUUAAAUAACCAGAAGACGGCGGAUUACCUGGCUUUUUGGAAUGCGUUGCGCGGUCUCCGGUUCUCAUUAUAAUCGAAGCAAGUUGGUUCAGUUGGCUGACAUCCUGUGCCUUCCGCUAAGAUGUUGUCCCCCUCCGGCAACUGGAAACCUGUCUCGAAUAAUCGAUCCAAGAAGAAGAGUAAACAAGGAUGCAGGACUUGUAAGACUCGUAAAGUGAAGUGCGACGAACAGCGCCCCGUGUGUGGAAACUGUAACAUCUAUUACAGCUCGAGAAUACAAAAGUGCGACUACGGCAAUGCUCCCAACCCCGAAUCGGACGAGAAACCAUCAAAUAGAUCUUCCAUAGUCCGAAGCACGAAAGGCCUGAUGUUUGACAAGCACGUGAUCGCCAAUCCCAACACGAAUACAUUCAUGACUCUCCCUCGUCGAAGGCCGCUGUUACCAAGUACAGUAGGCGGCGCGGCUCUCGAUCCAUUCAACACCGUAGCUAGAAGCGAUCUUCCUAGUGCAGAUCAACUUUUGCAUCACUAUCUCUCCGCAAUCAUCAGCAAAUGUCUACCUGCAGGGCAUACGCCGGACAAAAACCCUCUGAUCAAAGGUUUAUGGGGACUCCUCCAGUCAGACGUAUUUUACCACACCGUCAUUCUUCAAGUGAGUGCCGUUGAGCUUGAGUUGUUGCAAGGCAAGCCAAAUACGUUUCACUCAGACAAGUAUACCCGGGAAAGCAUGCGGAUAUUACGUAGCAGGAUCGAAGACCCCAAUGAAGCUGUUUCAGAUCAAACCAUGUCAGCAGUGGCCACUUUGGCGACUCUCGAGUAUGGAAAGAAGAACAUGACGGCGAUGAAGAUGCAUCUUGACGGACUGAAAAGAAUGGUCAGCAUGAGAGGUGGCCUAUCGAAAGUUCGGGCAUCAAGUCAAACAACUGCGACGAUGAUACACUGGUUUACGAUGCUAAUGAUGCAAGAUUCUAUUUUCCCACCCGACAAGCGUGACGACCUUUCAAGCGAUGAGCCAAGCAAGCUGUACAGUCUUGAACCGAGUCCUCAGUAUCUUAGCCUAGAAUCAUUUGAUAUGGAGGAGGGUGUUCGAGUGAUUAUGGAACGAACAAGACGCAUUUCGGAGCACCUAUCUUCGGGAGUGCAGAGCGCCGCAAAUACGCCCGAUGAUUUCCAUUGGCAGUUCAAUGCGUUGUUACAGAGACUCUGUCAUCUCAAAGUCCGAGCAGGUGCAGGGUCAACUACUGCGUACUUCACAGAGGCUUGUCGGCACGCGACAUCUCUCUUUCUUUUCCUUCCAUUCGAUAAUCACUACCCAGAUCCAACACUUGUGAUCAACUCCAUGCUCCAUAAGCUCAAAUCUGCUUUGCAACACUUAGUACCAGCUUCGGGCCCACAAGCUCGACUACUCUUGUGGCUGCUGGCAGUGGGUGGUGUGACAUCUGUGAAUCUACCGGAGCGUGAUUGGUUCAUCGGCCAUCUCGUGCCGAUUGUAGCACAUCUUGAGCUGCGUUCAUGGGCAGACUUCACUUCUGCUAUGGAGGGUAUCAUUUACGUCCGGAAAUUUCUUGACGGUUCCUUUCGAGAGCUUUGGGACGAUGUCAAAUUCGCGACAGACGCUUUGGCUGAGCAAGACCCAUAUACGAGCAUUAUUCUCGUUUCGAGGAGUUCUUCGGCUACACUGGUUGAAAGCGACGGUGAAGCACUCGAAGCCGCUUCAACAUCGAGAGAGGCUAGCCAAUGAGAAGAAGCGAGCCGAGAAACCCGAGAGGACUAGUUGCAGGGACGAUCAGAGAGUCUAGCUUCGGAAGACGAUGAUUGGGUCCGACCAUCACUGAGGACCAAUCAUAGACGGCUUACCGUACAUGC